This is a messenger RNA of Chionomys nivalis (European snow vole), 3110 nucleotides long. RefSeq names its product thrombopoietin (gene Thpo). Lineage: Eukaryota; Metazoa; Chordata; Mammalia; Rodentia; Cricetidae. The transcript has 6 exons. The coding region runs from base 1841 to 2818 and encodes 325 amino acids. Gene Ontology annotation, cellular component: extracellular region. Gene Ontology annotation, molecular function: hormone activity; cytokine activity. Gene Ontology annotation, biological process: cell population proliferation; positive regulation of hematopoietic stem cell proliferation; positive regulation of ERK1 and ERK2 cascade. The record is from RefSeq and is a predicted model, not a curated record.
ACUCCUUGCGGCCACCCCUGUGGCCGGACCAGGAGAUGGUGUCCAUCCCAAGACCGGCGCCUCGGGCUAGUGAAAGGACAGAUGCUGGGCCUCCGGCCUGUGCCAGUCAUGGGCAGGAUGGGCCGCUGGAGGAUGAGGGCUUGUCUUGGAAAAGGACAAUGAUCUUCCCCUGCCUAAGACCCACGGCACCCUCCUCCUUUCUUCACCCUGGCUAUAUUCCUAGUUCUCUUCUAGGGUCUUUCUGGAGUUCCCAGGGACAGGGACCAAGUAAGAAUCAAAAAGUCCUCCCUACACCCAGCAGAGUAAUAACCUCCGCCUUAUAACCUGUUCACAAGUCCAUCCAACCAUCACCUGGCUUUCUAACCCUUUCUCUUUAUCCAAGGGACCACCCUCUCCCUCUCCAGUUCAUCCCCCAACCUCCUUUGUCUGGCUUCUCUAGUCCUUCCUCCCCAUCUCCUCCACCCCCAUUCUUCCCACUAUUCCCAGCACCGGGCUUCCUAAUCUUAGGAGGCAUCUCUUCUUAUUGAACUAGAGAAUUCCGGGAUCUGGGCCACACUCCUUAGUGGACAGCCCAUCCUCAGAGAAGGCGCAGGAGAAAGGCCGAGGAAGAACAAGGGAGAGAGCAUAAGGUCAGGCCAGGAGACCCCUGAGGACAGGGACUGUGGGGAGACAGGGACUGAGGAGAAAGCACAGGAGCUAGCGCCAGGGCCAAAGGAAGAAAGAGAGGAGCCAGCAGAGUUAUUGUGGGGGAGGCUCAGCAGCUGUCUUCCCCGACACAGGGACAGAUGGGGCUGGUUAUUUCUCUUGUCAUGUGUACAGUGGUAGGAAUGGAAGAGGGCCAUUGGGCAAUCAAGGGCAGGCCUGUACACAGCACUGUGUUUAGAUAGCUAGGUCCCUGUUCCCCCAGUAGAAAGAAAGGCACCUGAGUCCAGUCAAUCUGUCUGUUUUUCUUUCUUUUUUAGACAGAUUCUCAGUAUGUAGCAGUGGCUGGCUUGGAACUCACUAGAUAAAACAGGCUAACCUCAAACUCAUAGAGAUCCACCUGCCUCUGCCUCCCAAGUGCUUUGGGCCCAGUCUUAACAAACACGUACCCCUUCCCUGCCCAGCUCCUUCAAACUGCCCAUAGCUUCUUUCCUAUAACAUGAUCAUUCUCUAACACAGGCAACACCUAAAUUGCCAGUUGAGAAAUACCAAGAAAGCUAAGGUGCUGUUGGAUUUCGGCAGCAGGUAUAGCAUUCAGGGAAAAGAAAUUUGGAGAGCUAGGAACUGAGACUCCAUCAAUCUAAAGCAAGACCUCUCUUUCCCAUGGACAAAUGUAUUCUGCCAGAUUGCUCCUGGACUAAACCCUCUCCUCUCUCCCUCAUCCAGAUCCCAAGGUCCCAGGUUCCCUAGGACAUGAGACAGCUCCCCCUAUGUAAAUCCUCACUGGAGUCUGUGUGGGUGGAGGAGCUGGGCUCAAUUCAUGGACCAUGGUCCAGGCAGGGGCUCCAGGUCCAGUAGGUAGGAAAAGAACUCGUCAUUUCCGGGGCCUUCACCACGGUUUGGUGGCUCACAGCUUUCUGAUUGGGUGGAAGUUGCCUGGGCAGGCUUGUGACCCUGCUGCAGAGGAGGGGCUGUGCCCCAGCGAGUGUCUUCCUACCUACCUGCUCCCCAGAGUGCUGCCUGCUGUGCACCUUGGUCCUGGAGCCCUUUUCCACCUGGAUAGCUUCCUUGGCCCACCUGUGCCCCCACACCACUCUGCACAAAAGUGUAAGAGCUCAAGCCGCCUCCAUGGCCCCAGGAAAGAUUCAGGGGAGAGGCCCCAUCCAGGGAGCCAUACCUGCCAGACACCCUAGCCAGAAUGGAGCUGACUGAUUUGCUCCUGGUGGCCAUGCUUCUCCUUACUGCAAGAAUAACUCUGUCCAGCCCAGCUCCUCCUGCCUGUGACCCCCGACUCCUAAAUAAACUGCUUCGUGACUCCCAUCUCCUUCACAGCCGACUGAGCCAGUGCCCUGACAUCAACCCUCUGUCUACACCUGUCCUGCUGCCUGCUGUGGACUUCAGCCUGGGAGAAUGGAAAGCCCAGACGGCACAGACCAAGGCUCAGGACAUUCUAGGAGCAGCUACCCUUCUCCUGGAGGGGGUGAUGGCAGCGCGAGGACAGCUGGAACCCUCCUGCCUCUCCUCCCUCCUGGGACAGCUUUCCGGGCAGGUUCGCCUCCUCUUGGGGGCCCUGCAGGGCCUCCUAGGGGCCCAGCUUCCCCCACAGGGCAGGACCACAGCUCACAAGGAUCCCAAGGCCAUCUUCCUGAGCUUGCACCAACUGCUGAGAGGAAAAGUGCGCUUCCUGCUGCUAGUAGAAGGUCCCACCCUCUGCGUCAGGCGGGCCCUGCCCAACACGGCUGUCCCGAGCAGGACCUCCCAACUCCUCACACUACACAAGCUCCCAAACAGGACUUCUGGAUGGCUGGAGUCGAACUUCAGUGUGGUCACCGGAACUCCUGGCCCUGGGCUUCUGAACAGGGUUCAAGGACUUGUGACCAAGGUUAUCCCUGGUCAGCUGAAUCAAACCUCCUGGUUCCCAGACCAAAUCCCCGGACACCUGAACAAGACACACGAACCUGGGAAUGGAACUCAUGGGCUCUUCGGUGCAGCCUCACUUCAGACCCUGGACACCUCAGUUCCGCCAGGAGCUUUGAACAAAGGCUCCCUGCCACCCAACCUCCAAAGUGGAUAUCCCCUUUCUCCUGCCCAUGCUCCUGAUGGACACACGUUCUUCUCUCCUUCACCCACCUCGCCCACCCAUAGGUCUCCAUCCCAGUUCCACCCCGCUUCCUGAUCCCUCCACCACUGUGCCUGCCUCUGCCAGCCCGCGUCCAGUUGCAGCGUCCCCCCACUCCCAGAAUUUGCCUCAGGAAGUGUAAGGGACACAGGCGCAGCCAGUAUCUGCAGUGUCUCAGACACAAGCCUUCCCCAGGAGAGGCAGCUGCAGCGGCACUAGACGUCCUGCUUGCCCUGGGAAAGGCUUCAUGGGACAGGCGAUCAUAAAAUUUCAGGAACUAUUUUUUUAACCUAUCAACAAUAUUCAGAGCAGCUAGUUAUCUUUGGUCUAUUUUCUGUAUAAAUUUGAA